CCACAAUGAUACAAUGCUGUAAGUUCCUUAAAUGACUAAGUAUCACCAAGUAAGCGAGCUAGUUAGUUCAGGUCAAUAAACUCCCCGCGAGAAUGUCACGUUCAACUAUCUCCUGUUAAACGAAUUGGACAAGUGAAAUUUGCAUAUUUGAGAAACUUUAAUUAAAUUUGGCAUUUAAUCACAAAAUAGGGAACUAGUUAUUUAGCCAAUAUCCAAUUGUCACAGAUUUUGCAACACAAAGUAUUUCUACUCAAACUGACAACGCCUGUCAUCAAAACUCCAUUUAUUCCAAUCCCAUUUCCAGCAUUUAGCCCGUAUGCUAUGCGGUUUUAAGUGCUCAUCUACAUAGUUCUAUAACAUUUUGAGGCUUCCUGCCUCUCCAGUGAGUUCCAGAUAACUACAACCCUCUGAAGAAAAAGGGUAUUAAAAUCCCCUUUAAAUCUUCUGCUCCUUACCUUAAAACUGUGCCCCCUGGUUUCUACCUAUGUAGAACUUCAGAACUUUGCACAUCUCAAUCAGACCCCUCCUUAGAAUUCUUUGGAAAACAAUUUAAUUUAUCCAGUCUCUUUUCACAGCCCAAUCGCUGCAGCCCAGGCAACAUCCUUGUGAAUCUGUUCUGUACCCUCACGUGCAAUCACAUCCUUAUGAGAAGGGAGUCAGUUAUCUGGAUAGCUUGUUUGUGAUGAAAGGCGAUGCCAACUAUGUGGAUUCAAUUCUUACAGUGGCUGAGAUUACUCAUUUCGAAUCUCUCUCCCCUUAUCUGAGGAUGGUAGGACUAUGGCGACAUUACCUUCCUACAGUCUGGCGACCAGAACUGCACACAGUACUCCAGACCGCCUAACUAAUAUCUUACACAGUUCCAUCACAGCCUCCUUACUCUUGUUUUGGACAUGAACCCAGAACUUAGUGUACGGUGGCAUUUGACAAUUAACAAGUAACCUUUAAGCGCCUUAACAAGUUUAGUCUUUAUGUUCUAAAAUAUUAGUUACUGUUUGUUUACGUAGGAACAACAGGUCCGCGCUCGAGUCGUAUUUUACUUAACAAUUAAGAAAAUAAUUUAAAGCGUAAAAUUAUCAAAAUAAAGAAAUUGUACAUAUAAACUAAGGCAUACAGUUCUAUCAAGAGUUUUGUUUAAAACUAUUUAAAUAUUACUAUCCACUAAUGCUGAGUCACACUAAAUAUCCUUGAUUGCUGUUUGAAGCUUCUUCCCGUUAAGUGUGAAACUAUUAAAUAGGAUGAUCUAUCAAUCAUUUCCGAGGUAUUUACUUUCCGACAAAUAACACCAAUCAGCAUAGCUCACAGAGUACAAUGGCGAUGGCCGGCGUCUAUUUAAUUGAUAUAAUCGCUAGCCAAUUAAAAAAACGAAGUCGAGAAGAGUAGCCAAUCAAAGGCGGAGUAAUGCCAAAGACGAGGCAAGGUCCAUUCCAAUUGGUUGGCGGUUUGCUUUCGGCUCAAUGAGUGAUGCUAAUGUCACAACGGGUGGGUGGAAGGGAAGGCAAACCCAGCCUUUAAAAACCAACCCGGUGGAGCAGUGCGCAGAGUGGGCGGGAUGGAAAUGAUUGACACCGAAAUUGACGAAUAAGCAUAAAGACUGUACAGCUACAACCAAUCGACCUCAGCCACAGGCUGGGUCUGGUGGGUUUGUGGGGGAGGGGGAGACAUGGGCCCGUGUUGAAAUAGAGGGAGAGAGAGAAAAAAAUACCGUGCGCAGAAAGGAAAACUUGCCGGGUGCAAAAGUUUUUUUUGUAAGCGUCUGCAUAGUUACGGGUUGGGUGAAACAAUGGAACGUCUGUUUUUCUAUUCUCUAGAACUUUCGGCUUAGCUCUUCUCCUUCCACUCCCCACCCUGUUUAUUUUGUUUUAAAUUCUAGCCGUUAUUUUAAACGCUAAACGGUCCUUUGUUCCUUGGAACGUUUGUUUUUUUUCCUCUCUCUUGGUCGCUCGCUGUCAGACUGCGGGAAGAUGGACUGCGAGCCGAACCGGGCGCGCCUGAUGUGCAUGUUAUGGUUGACAUUCGGCUUCUUCGUGGUGGAGGUGGUAGUGAGCCGGCUGACCAGCUCGCUGGCCAUGCUGUCCGACUCCUUCCACAUGCUGUCAGAUGUCAUCGCCCUGGUGGUGGCCCUCAUCGCCGUGCGCUUCGCCGCCAAGACCCAGUCGACCGCGAAGAACACGUUCGGCUGGAUCCGCGCCGAGGUGAUGGGAGCGCUGGUCAACGCCGUCUUCCUGACGGCGCUCUGCUUCACCAUCGUGCUGGAGGCCAUCGAGCGCUUCAGCGAGCCGCGGGAGAUCCACAACGCGUUGGUGGUGACCGGGGUCGGCGCCGCCGGGCUCCUGGUCAACCUCCUGGGGCUCUGUAUGUUCCACGGCAGCGGCAGUGCCGCCGGCGGAGGAGCGGCCCACGGCCACUCGCACUCCCAUUCACACUCUCACUCCAGCUCGGAGAGCGGGGGCCACUGGCUCCGCAAGAAGAAGAGGGCCGAGGCUGGGAAACUGUCCGGCAACGGGACGAGCGUCCGUGACCAGGAGGAGAUCAACAUCCUCGUCAGCGGCAGCGCCAUCAAUGGUGUCAACCCCGACAAGCAGGAUGUAUUCGAUCUACUGAGG
Chiloscyllium plagiosum (whitespotted bambooshark) is the source of this 2603-nucleotide messenger RNA. NCBI's taxonomy places the organism in Eukaryota, Metazoa, Chordata, Chondrichthyes, Orectolobiformes, Hemiscylliidae. The record is from RefSeq and is a predicted model, not a curated record.